GAAUUAAAUUCCAUCUGCCAUUUUCUGGCCCAUUUUUCCAGUUGGUCAUGAAGAACUAGAAUACAAGGGAAUAGAAGUCACGUUAAAGCAUCACAAAGCCCUGGUUAGACCACACCUGGAGUGUCAUAGAAAAGCUAGGGCACAGAAGGGAGGCCACUUGGCCCAUCGUGUCUGUGCUAGAGUACUGUGAUCAGUUCUGAGCACCGCACCUUAGAGAUACGUUAACCUUUUGGGGGAUAGGUUUACUAGAAUGAAAGCUGGGCCCCCUAGGGUUAAAUUGAGGAGAGAUUUCACAAAAUAGAAUUGUAUUCCCUGGAACUUGGAACAUUAAGGGGUGAUUUGAUCAAACUUUCCAGGAUAUUAAUGGAACAAAAGGAUAGGUUUCUAAACUAUAUUUCUGCGGCUUGGAAAUCUAGGACUAUGGACACAAUCCAACCUUGCAGGAGUGAAGGACCACCCUGCCACAUACAAUGUCCACGCCAGGUUUGAGAAACACUCUCUUCAUCCACCUACUGGUGGCCAUGUUUGGGAUGGGGUCUUGGGUCGCAGUGAACUCCUUGUGGGUGGAGCUUCCAGUGGUGACAAAGACCCUUCCUGAAGGGUGGAAUCUGCCAGCCUAUUUGACAGUGCUGAUCGCCUUUUCAAAUGUUGGCCCUUUAUCUGUCACCCUCGUUCACAAGUUCUCCCCAGGCCUGCUGAACGAGCGUUAUGUUAUCUACUCCAUCCAAACACUGGGUGUGAUCGCCUCAGUUGCCUUGGCCCUCUCCUGGGAUCAGACUGGGCCAGUUGGUGGGGAGCAGCACAGCAUUGCAUUCUUGACCCUUGCUUUUGCCCUGGCCUUCGUCUGCUGCACCUCCAAUGUCACCUUCCUGCCUUUCAUGUUCAGCCUCCCACCCAAGUACAUCAGGACCUUCUUUGUAGGCCAGGGCCUCAGUGCCCUCUUCCCAUGCGUGGCGGCGCUGGCACAGGGGGUGGGCCAGCUGGAGUGCCGCAACAGCUCGGACGCCAAUGGCUCCCACUCCCUCCAGCCACACUACCUUGAGGAGAACUUCACAGCUAGCACCUUCUUCUGUCUUCUGGUGGGGCUCAUGAUUGUUUCCCUUUUGUCCUUCGCUGGACUGACCCGAAAAGGCAACAGCAAGCAACGUGAACCUGGCAGUGGCAAGGAAUCGCGCCAUCUGACCACUGAGAGUGAGCAGGCCCCCAAACCACCGUUUUGCACGACGCGUAUCAUCUACCUGCUGAUCUUGCUGGCCGUCUCCAAUGCCCUGACCAAUGGGGUGCUGCCGUCAAUACAGACAUACUCCUGCCUGCCCUAUGGGAGCACCACCUUUCAUCUGGCAGUAGUGCUCGGGAAUCUCGCAAAUCCACUGGCUUGCUUCAUUGCUAUGUUUGCGCUCUGGAGAUCAAGUGUUGGACUGGGUGUCCUGGCCUUGCUAGGGUUGCUGUUUGGAGUCUAUAUUUUGACAAUGGCAGCGUUCAGUCCGUGUCCCCCACUUCUGGGAAAGCCUGUGGGAAUUGCUUUGAUGGUGGUCGCGUGGAUGCUGUUCACUGGGUUGUUCUCCUACGUGAAGGUGGUGAUUGGCAGCAUCCUCCAUGAAGCAGGUCAUUUGGCCCUGGUCUGGUGUGGAGCAGCCAUCCAGGUGGGCUCACUGAUAGGCGCCUUGGUCAUGUUCCCACUGGUUAGUGUCUACCAACUCUUCACAUCUGGACAGGCAUGUGUGGAUACCUGUGGGCAGUGACUGGCAGAGAAACAUUGGAUCAAACUGAAUUGAGAGGGCAUUUGCAAAUCGCAGCAAAGACCAAUUACGCUGGCAGUGGAGCCUUGAGCACGUUCUCCUUGGCAGUGAAUAACCUGAGGGUUAAACAUUUAUUUCUAUCGUUCUCUAUUUGGCCUGGAUUCUCCACCAAUCACUCCAUAAUUUUCCCAUUUAAAUUUCGUUUGCCACCUCUCUGCCCUCUGUCCUUCACAGUCUGGCGUGUCCAGCGCUACUUUUUUUAUUUCAACCCUCUCCCCAAUCCACCUGUUAGUUAGCAGCCACUUGAAGAUUGGCAUUGGCUCAGAGCAUUGAGACAGGAAGGAUUGGGGCACACAGGCUCUUUAAAUUGUAAGCCCACUUAAAAGGGAACUUGGGGAUGGUAUGUGAUGUGGUCACUCUGAUUUUUCCACUUUUAAAUGCAAAUGAUGAUUUAACAGAGAGAAGUUAUCUUAUUGAGCCGUUUAUGCUGCUGGAGGUAGGUGUUUGAUUCCGAGAAACAUGGGGGAGAAAGUGGGGCUCAACAGCAAAAUAUUCCCGUAGGCCAACAAUGGACUGCGUGCUGCAUUAAAAUGUCUGAUUUGAGGCAUUCUUUUGCCUGAGGUUAGCAGCUCCUCAACCAGUUGUGCAGGGGUUCCUGCUCCUGCUCACAUAUGUGAGCUCCCCUUUCUUACACAACCACCCCCCCCCCCCGCC
Messenger RNA from Carcharodon carcharias (great white shark), 2453 nucleotides. It is a transcript of the gene slc52a2, whose product is annotated as solute carrier family 52 member 2. Gene Ontology annotation, biological process: riboflavin transport. Lineage: Eukaryota; Metazoa; Chordata; Chondrichthyes; Lamniformes; Lamnidae. Gene Ontology annotation, molecular function: riboflavin transmembrane transporter activity. Bases 471 to 1742 code for a protein of 423 amino acids. The transcript is spliced from 5 exons. Gene Ontology annotation, cellular component: plasma membrane. The record is from RefSeq and is a predicted model, not a curated record.